Molecule: messenger RNA, 2337 nt
Organism: Thyridium curvatum
Lineage: Eukaryota; Fungi; Ascomycota; Sordariomycetes; Thyridiales; Thyridiaceae
Exons: 1
Coding region: 1-2337 (778 amino acids)
Cellular component (GO): VCP-NPL4-UFD1 AAA ATPase complex
Molecular function (GO): polyubiquitin modification-dependent protein binding
Source: RefSeq, a predicted model, not a curated record
AUGGACGGGCAACCAGCAGACCUCAACUGGUCAGGGACCUUUGCUAUAUCGAGGCCGAACCGAGACCUCAAAGGCGACAAGAUCCUCCUCCCCCAAUCCGCCCUCGAACAGCUCCUCGCCGCCUCCCCUCGAGUCGCCGCGCCCACGACACACUCCUUCACCGCCUUCGACCCUUUCAACCCAUACUCUGUCGCCGCCGCCCAGCGAGAGAGGUCGCAGUAUCAAGAGACCCAGCAGCAGUUACCACACCCGUUGAUGUUCCGCGUCGUCAACCAGAGCAAUGGCAACGCGGUCUACGCCGGCAUUCGAGAGUUCUCCGCGCAGGAGGGCGAGGUCGCACUCAGCUCUUACCUGCUCGAGUCGCUGGGGAUUCAGGAGUCCGAUUUCAAGGCUGGUGACUCGGAAGCAAUGGCCAUUGACCUGACCUCCGACGACACGAAUGGCGAGGGACCGGCACCGAGCGGCCCGCAGGUGACGAUACAUGCGAAGCAGUUGCCCAAGGGCACCUUUGUCCGUCUCCGACCGCUCGAGGCAGGCUACAACCCGGACGACUGGAAAUCUCUGCUUGAGCGACAGCUUCGGGAGAGCUUUACCACUCUUACUAAGGGCGCCAUCUUCUCAGUGCGCGGCGUCAAGGCCGAGGCGUUCCGGUUCUUGGUGGACGAGUUCAAGCCCGAGGGCGAUGGCAUCUGCGUGGUCGAUACAGAUCUCGAGGUCGAUAUCGAGGCACUAAACGAAGAGCAAGCGCGCGAAACGCUGAAACAGAUCAUGGAAAAGGCACAGCGUGCACCGGGGGCUGCUGGCGGCAGCUCCCUAGGUGGCAAGAUUGACACAUGGAAAGCGGUGGAGGGGCAGGUCAUACCAGGAGACUACGUCGACUUUGAGCUGCCCUCAUGGGACCGGUCACGGUCCCUCUCCAUAGAGCUGUCGGGUCUCGAUGACAGCGAGGACGUGGACCUGUUUGUCAGCCCAAAGUCAAGCCGGCAACGAGCUUUACCUCGCGAGUCCGAACACGUCUUUUCCAGGUUCAGCCCUGGGAAGGGCGGUUCGCUCAGCAUCAACAUUCAACCUACCAAUAUCGAGCUCGAGAACGCCGACAGCCUCUUGAUCUCUGUCCACGGAUGGCAGUCACAAGGCUCAACCUCCAGCGACACAUCACCCCGUCCCUUCUCGUUGCGAGUGCGCACAGUGCUGGAAGAUCCGAUGGCGCAGAACGAACCUGCUACAAACGGUACACACACACAGGGAGGGGAGGAUGAAGUCCAAUGCAAAAACUGUCUGCAAUGGGUGCCGAAGCGGACACUCGUGCUGCACGAGAACUUUUGCCUGCGCAACAACAUUGCCUGCCCGCACUGCAAGCAGGUCUUUCAGAAACGGUCCCCAGAAUGGCAAGACCAUUGGCACUGCGAGUUCGACGACGGCGGCUUCGGCAACACGCCCUCGAGCAAGGCCAAGCACGACUUCAUCUUCCACACCGAGCACGCGUGCCCCUCCGAGACGUGCCACGGCGUCGUCGGCCCGUUCCCCUCACUCCCGGACCUCGCCCGCCACCGCACGAGCACGUGCCCGGGCAAGGUCAUCCUCUGCCAGUUCUGCCACCUCGAGGUCCCGCAGGAGGGCGACCCCACGGACCCCUCGGUCGAGGCGGAGACGGUGCUGACGGGCCUGACGCCGCACGAGCGCGCCGACGGCGCCCGCACGACGGACUGCCACCUCUGCGGCGCCAUCGUGCGCCUGCGCGACAUGGCCGCGCACCUCAAGCACCACGAGCUCGACAAGCAAGGGCGCGCGAAGCCCGAGAUCUGCCGCGACGAGCUCUGCGGGCGGACGCUGCACGGCGUCGGGCCCCGUGGGCAAGUAGGUGCCGGCACGCGCAUGGGCCAGGGCCCCGGGAACGACCUCGGCCUGUGCUCGAUCUGCUUCGGACCCCUGUACGUUAGCAUGCACGACCCGGAGGGCAAGGCGCUGCGGCGGCGCAUCGAGAGGCGGUACCUCUCGCAGCUGCUGACGGGCUGCGGGAAGCGGUGGUGCGGCAACGAGUGGUGCAAGACGGGGCGGGCGAACAUGGGGCUCGAGGCCAGGGCGGCGUCGGGCGGGACGGCGGCGAUGCUGCCGCUCGUGAAGCCGCUGCUGGCGGAGGUCGGCGACUGGACCAAGGCGAUGCACUUUUGCGUGGACGAGGGCGCGCAGAAGAGGAGGAAAGUGGCGGAGAUGCUGGCUGCUGAGGGAGGCUGGGAGGUGGAGUGGUGCGUCGCGGCGUGCGAGGCGGAGGGCGCGAGCGCGGAGAAGGCGCGGGAGUGGCUUGUCAAUUGGGCGCCGGCGAGGAGGUCGAUGUAG